AUGGAGAAAGCGGCGCACAAACUCUUGCGUCUGGUUGAAUCUUAUGCUGUUCACCCUGGCCACACUGUUGGAAAGUUUUUGGAGUUGUCUGAUGAGAGGGCGAGUUUUGCCGUCGCCUUUGAUGCUCACCAGCUUCUUGAGCAUCUCACCUGUACCUCCAACGAUGGGAUGGAGCUUCUUUGUAGCGUGUUGCGUAAAACGCUUGAAAUGCAUGAAGUGACCGUUGGUGCCGCGUGCCGUGUUAAUUUUAUUACUUAUGUGACCCUGCAUGCGUAUCAUGCCCUGGCAAGAGAGGCCGUGGUAUAUCAGGACAUUGACAGGGAAAAGUUCGCUGGGUUUGCCAGCCUGGACCGGAGAACAAGUUCGCAUUUAGUUCCUCCCGAGACAAGCAGCAAGGAUUCUGCGACGCGAUGCUGUUGGCACCUUAUGAACAACUUUCUUCAGGAGAUGCGCCUCAAGUGGCAUGCACUGGACCCCACAGACGUCUUGGCAGAAGUCGCCUCCUCCACGCUCUCGGCGGAGAACGUGAUAAACAGUGAUGAUAAGAUGCUUGCGUCGCUUUCUCCCCGAGUUUUACACGAGUACCUUCGAAGGACGUUUGCGUAUGAUCCACUCUCCUGGGGCUAUAGGGCUGGGAAGCUUGCCGUAGAUUGCUUUCUCCAUAUUCGUUCAUGCUUGUUGGACUUUGUGGCUGACAAAACACGAUGCGCACUAGUCUCACUUCACGCAUUUGUAGAGCAGCUUUUGUACAAGGUUUCGACUGAGGCAAGUGACCGGUUAACCACAGGCGGCAAUGAGGGCCACGUCCUUCCUGGGAUUGCCCUCCUGACAACAGUACGCCGGAAGCGAACCGCGGAUGUUUUGGCAGGGACGUGCGUGUGCUCCCCGGCGCAUGCCUUUGAGGCACUGGUGGAAAAUGAGAGCUGCCACAUUGAUCUCUUGUUGCUGUUUUCCCAAUUUCCUGAUGGAGCCACAGAGGAAAACGAUACGGAUCUUUACCGUCUUGCACUGAUGGUGAGGCGUGUAGCGAAGGGGCUCUUGGUGAUUGCUGUUCAGAGGCACCUUGCCGAGACGACGUUGCGCUGCAUGGAGUCAUGGGGAACUCCUACUCGAACUGUUCUGGUUCUGGCUGCUGUUGGCCAAACGGUGAUGACGCAGCUAGCACUGGCCUUUCGAGUCUUGCCUAGGUCUCUAGGGACACUCCAACCGAGCCCUGUUGGGGGCAGGUUGCGCGUGAAAGCUCUUUUUGAUUAUCGCUCAAUUAAACGACGUGGUGAGGUGGAGCUUCAAUCGCUGCUGUUGGCAUUCAAUCCACUGGACAUGGAGAGUGGCGUGAAAUCGAGGGGAGUCAAGCACAGAGUGGCUAGUGUUGUCUUUGGUGGUCGCUGCGCGGCUGACCAUGUUCUCAUGGAACGCCUUUUUACGCGUCAAUUGCAUCACUUGGUAAACAUACUUUGCUUGCCAUCCCCUCGGAAUGUUGUGGUGCCCGCCGGCGGGGCGGCAGAGGCCUAUGCGGUGCAUUACCUGGAGAAGCAAUUUCAUGAAGCAUUGGUGGAGGGCGAUUUCCCUUUGCGAGACUUUAAGUUGCGCCUGCUGGGCGCACUACGGAGUGCGAUUCUUGCCUACAUGGGGGCCGUCCUUCAGAAAUCUGGAGGUCUCACGGUGGAGGCGACGCUGGAGCAUCUGUCCCUUUCACAAGGACGCUUGGGUGCGGUGGAGAGAGAUGCAGACAGCAGAGCAUCACACUGUACUGGCGUUGGUGCCUUGGCGAUGCGGUCAGCCCCUGCACAUCCCUUGUACAGCCGCUUCGUACCUACCCCGCCGUUAAUGGCGGAUGUCUGCAAUGCAGCGUGGUCUGAGAAUCGCCGCGCAGCGUCUACGCUUUUGCUGGCGGAUCUGAGCGAGUGGGAGGCGGAGGCGGAGACGGUUAGCGCCUACCUCGCCAUUGGGACCUGCUUGGACCAUCUCUGUUUUACAAGCAUUAUGGGAAGGACUUCUGUGGUGAGUGAUUCCGACGAAGACACACGGGUGAGGAAGCUCUUCUUCUACCCCGACAUUGCCUAG
Trypanosoma conorhini is the source of this 2064-nucleotide messenger RNA. RefSeq names its product putative ribose-phosphate pyrophosphokinase. Bases 1 to 2064 code for a protein of 687 amino acids. The transcript has a single exon. Lineage: Eukaryota; Euglenozoa; Kinetoplastea; Trypanosomatida; Trypanosomatidae. The record is from RefSeq and is a predicted model, not a curated record.